This is a messenger RNA of Eucalyptus grandis, 585 nucleotides long. Its product is annotated as peamaclein. The record is from RefSeq and is a predicted model, not a curated record. The coding region runs from base 110 to 379 and encodes 89 amino acids. NCBI's taxonomy places the organism in Eukaryota, Viridiplantae, Streptophyta, Magnoliopsida, Myrtales, Myrtaceae. The transcript is spliced from 2 exons.
AGCAACAAGGCUCUUCUCUCUCUUCUUUUUGCCCAUUUCUCUCUGUUGGCUCUCUGAUUUUACACACAUAUAUACACGCCGUUCCUCUAAUAUCUGUACAUUUCGGAAGAUGGCGAAGCUUACUUUGGCAACUUUUCUUCUGGUGGCUUUUCUCUUCAGCUCCUUCUUCUUUGAUGCCACCAUGGCCGGCUCAAGCUUUUGCGACUCCAAGUGCGCGGUGAGGUGCUCGAAGGCGGGAAGGAAGGACCGGUGCUUGGAGUACUGUGGGAUUUUCUGCGACAAAUGUCAGUGCGUCCCGUCCGGGACAUACGGCCACAAGGACGAGUGCCCUUGUUACCGGGACAUGAAGAACUCCAAGGGACAGCCCAAGUGCCCUUAAUGUGAUCCUUUUUCUUGUUAAUUUAGUAUGGCCAAUAUGAAUAUUUUGCUGCGUCUGUGGUUAUGCAGUCGAGUGUACGUUGUCCAUAUCGUUGGUGAUGAUUCUAUGUAAUAAUACUGUGGGAUGUAUUUCUUUUUUUUUUUUUUUUUUUUUGGGUGAUAUCAUCCCUUUUAUCGUGCUUAUUGUAAACCACAUAACUAAUAAAU